AUGGAGAAGCCGAGUUCCAGCAAGGGGGUGGCGCCAAAGUACAAGGGGGUUCGGAGGAGGAAGUGGGGGAAAUGGGUGGCGGAGGCGAGGUACCCCAACAGCCGGGAGAGGCUGUGGCUCGGCUCGUUCGCGACGCCCGAGAUGGCAGCGAGGGCCUACGACGCUGCCGUGUACUGCCUGCGCGGCCCCGGCGAGGCGCUCAACUUCCCGGACCAGCCGCCGAGCAUACCGUCGGCGGACAAGCUGAGCAAGUACGAGAUACGGGCCGCGGCGGUGCGACACGCGCACGAAGGCGCGAAGCGGCCGCAGGAGGGAGAAGCUCGACAGGGAGGUGGUGAGGAAGCGGUGGAUCCAGGCGAGAGUAGUGAUAAGUAG
Messenger RNA from Musa acuminata AAA Group (dessert banana), 375 nucleotides. RefSeq names its product ethylene-responsive transcription factor ERF017-like. NCBI's taxonomy places the organism in Eukaryota, Viridiplantae, Streptophyta, Magnoliopsida, Zingiberales, Musaceae. Bases 1 to 375 code for a protein of 124 amino acids. The record is from RefSeq and is a predicted model, not a curated record. Gene Ontology annotation, molecular function: DNA-binding transcription factor activity; DNA binding. Gene Ontology annotation, biological process: regulation of DNA-templated transcription. The transcript has a single exon.